Pelobates fuscus (common spadefoot toad) is the source of this 2244-nucleotide messenger RNA. It is a transcript of the gene SYTL1, whose product is annotated as synaptotagmin like 1. Gene Ontology annotation, molecular function: small GTPase binding; neurexin family protein binding. Lineage: Eukaryota; Metazoa; Chordata; Amphibia; Anura; Pelobatidae. Gene Ontology annotation, biological process: exocytosis; intracellular protein transport. Bases 220 to 1830 code for a protein of 536 amino acids. The transcript is spliced from 15 exons. The record is from RefSeq and is a predicted model, not a curated record. Gene Ontology annotation, cellular component: exocytic vesicle; plasma membrane.
UAUGUAUCCCCUAUGCACACACAUACCUUAACUCACACACAAAACUGUACCUCGUGCACACCUGGACUGGAUCUGUAUACUUACAGACAGAUGUUUUCUGCUAAAUUAAAUGAAUAAGGGUCCCAUUCUGGAAGACCUCUUUCCAUGUGAAGUCAACGCAUAUGAAGUGUCUUCCAACCUUUAUCUUUUAUGCUGUAAAAAGAUCCAUGUGGGCAAAGCAUGGAAGUGGAAGAGAGUAAGGACCUUCUGGACCUCAGUUUCCUUACAGGGGAGGAGCAACAAGCAAUAACUCAGGUGUUACAGCGAGACACUGAGCUGAAGGAGAAGGAUGAACAGCGCAUAAAGAAGCUACGUUCAUCUGUCACAGAUCAACGUAUAUUAAAGCGCCUUUCGGGAGAAUGGUUUUGUGAUGUGAGGGCAAUACGUCCUUGGGGGAAGGUGGGAGGAGUUGACAUUGUGCGGGCAUCCAUCAGGAAAAAGAAGAAGACCAGAGGUGAAUGGGACCAAAAUUGGGGUCUGGAUGACAAAGAAGUGAAUGGAGUCAAUGAAAGUGAAGAAUCAGAUGAGGAUGACAGAUGGAAACCUGAAACAAGGUCGGCAGAUGAGUAUUUGCAACAUAAAGUCUCCAGUGAUAUUCAGGACGAUGAAAGCUCAAAUGAGGAUGGGGAGGAUGUCAAGACGGAUGUUAGUCUUGGCCACCAUCGCAUACCAAGUGUUGGAGAGCAAGAUAUGGAAGAGAUAAAUUUGUCGUCAGUUACUGUCACAGUGGGGGAGAACUCUUCAGAAAUGAAUUUGGAUCUAGAAAAUGGCCCAAACGAGGAUGGACAUCGAAGUCUCAAUCACAGCCCAUCAGUGCCAACUCUUGGCAACAAAUCUCUUUCAGGUAGUAUGAUGAGCCUGUUCAGUGCAGGAGAAGUGCGAUCCUUAGAGGUACGUGGCUGGAUCCAGUUUUCGAUACAGUAUGAUCCACCAAAGAAAGAGUUGAGAAUCCUUGUUAUACAGUGCAGGGACCUGACGGCAGCACACAACCAAACUUCUAACCCAUAUGUGAAGUGUUAUUUGCUGCCUGACAAAUCUUCACAAGGCAAAAGAAAAACAAAGGUGAAGAAGAAGAGUCUUGACCCUUUGUUCAAUGAGACCCUCAAGUACAAACUGGAGCGGACAGAACUACAAAGCCGAUUCUUAAACCUAUCCGUAUGGCAUCGUGGGUCACUAGGGAGGAAUCUUUUUCUGGGUGAAGUGGAGCUAGAUUUUGCAUCCUGGGACUGGAGCAAAACACAACACGCCUGGUACCAUCUUCAACCAAGAACUCCCCUGUCACCAGACUUUCUCUAUAGUCGAGGGAAACUCAAUCUAGCGUGCAAGUUUAUUCCCCAGGGGGGAGAUGGCUUAGGCCUUCCUCCCUCUGGGGAGCUCCACAUUUGGGUAAAGGAGGCCGAGCAGCUUGUACCUCACAAGGCUGGGAAUGUCAGCGCUUAUGUGAAGUGUUGUGUGCUCCCAGAUGACAGUCCAACCAGUAUUCAACGCACACGAGUGAUCCCACAUAGCUUGCACCCCACGUUUAAUCACACCAUGGUGUAUGAUGGCUUUCGUGUAGAAGAUCUGACUGAGGCUUGUGUGGAAUUCACAGUCUGGGACCAGGGCACUCUUUCCAGCAAACCUCUAGGGGGAAUUCGUCUCAGCACUGGCAAGGGAAGCAGCUAUACACUACCUGUCAGCUGGAUGGAUUCUACAGAGCAAGAGAAGAAUUACUGGGAAUCAGUUAUAAACAGGCCUGGAGAAUGGGUUGAGGUCACUCUGCAAUUACGACAGAAUCUGACACCACGCUGACCUUCAAGCAAGAAUGUGAUCCAUAAAGAAAAUAGUCACAGGGUCUAAACCCUGCUGAGUUCUAGCAGAUACACUGAGAAUAAUACUUGACCUUCCAUGGACUCCUAAUUCCACUAAUUUUAAUACCACAACAGAUUGAACCACCCAGUUUUACCCUUGGGACUAAAUAUGACCCCCAUAAAGACUCUGUCCCUUUUAUGUUCUCAUAAGCAAAAUCUAAUUCUGAAUGAUCUUGUAAGAGACUCUCAUAGUGAUAAUAGGACCUGGCCCCAUAUGAUGUUCAGUCUCCUCAAGAGACCAAAUCUGAGCUGAUGCUCACCUCCAAUACACGUUAACUUAUGAUUUAAAAUUUUCACACUACAAACUGUGGGAGUUACAGUGUCACACCUACAAUAAAGACUGUCAUUCAGUGCA